Aaosphaeria arxii CBS 175.79 is the source of this 2355-nucleotide messenger RNA. RefSeq lists its product as uncharacterized. The transcript has 2 exons. NCBI's taxonomy places the organism in Eukaryota, Fungi, Ascomycota, Dothideomycetes, Pleosporales. Bases 425 to 2041 code for a protein of 538 amino acids. The record is from RefSeq and is a predicted model, not a curated record.
GGUACAUCGUAAAUUGGUGAAGUCCUACGACAAUGCUCGACCAGUGCCCUUCAUUUGUUUAUUUUCCGCUCAAACAGCGGCUAACCCCAAGCUUCAAAACCCCACUGCAUCCCGCCUCGACAAUGAAGUUGCUUGCAUCAGAGCUUUGUAGAGUCAUAUCCUAUUGUCUGCAGGGUGCAGACACGUUUUUUCUUCUUCCUUUUCCUUUGUAGUCUUUCACUGUCCUUGUCUUUCUCCUGUUCGUCGAUCUUUUUCUUUCUUAUCUGUGCUUGCAUUCCCACAUCUCCACACAUUUCCUUUCAAUCAUUGUCACUUAUUGUUGUCAAUCUUGUGCUUGAAGCGAGUGCUGGUCAUUAACGAUCGCUUGAUCGAUCCGAUUUUUCCCUCUUCUUCUCUUCUCUAGUUCUGGUAACAUUUUUGAAUCAUGUCUAUCAUUUUCACAUAUUUGCUGCUGGCAGCUUAUUGUAGCACGACAUUGGGAGGGCCGGUGCCUAGGUAUUAUCGGCGGUUACAAUCAUCACCAUUCUUGAACACCACCUCGUCGAUUGUACCCACCACUACUUCACAAUCUAUCUCUCAGCCCUCGACAACACUCGAAGACCUCGUGUACUCCAUUGAGAUAAUCCCGCAAUCAAGCAUCAUCACCAUCACCACCACCACUCACAACACUGCCGGCGCCUCCACCCCAUCUCCAACAUCCAUCAACGCCGAAUCCGCCGGCCUCGUCAUCACGCCAAUCGAGCAAAGCAAGUUCACUACCAUCCAGGAGGCCGAGACGUUCUUCGACCUCAAGUCGAACCCCCAGACCUUCCCGGCCGAGACGCUCGUGUCGACGUUCUACUUCACCAAAGAGCCUUCCCCUGCUCCCGCCCCCACCCCUGAAGUCACUUCCUCCGUGCCAUCGAGUGCCUCGUCGUCGAGUGUUCUCGCCAGUGAGACGCUGGGGGUCGCCAGCUCUGAGGCGUCGUCCAGUGUCCCCGAGUCCACGUCCACCAUAGUAGCAGACGCUCCGUCAAGCCCAGUAGCAUCGUCAUCGUCAUCACCAUCAUCGUCCAGUGCAGCAGCAGCAGUUCCAACAACCACACGCCUACCGCAAUUCACCUACUCGCCGCAAGAAAGCACUCCCGCAGCACCAGCGACAUCGUCAACAUGCACAAAGUCAUCGUCAAGCCCCAUCCAGACCGCAUCCUCGCUUGCCCCCGAAGCCACGUUAGCCAGCUCCGCUGCAACGACCGCGAAAGCCCCCCCUGGCACGACGUCCACGAUGGGCGGAUUCCUGUUCAACCCGUCCCCGCGACCGUCCUCGGCAGCGGCGUCCGCAGCGCCCACGCAGGAAGCGCCAGGAAACUCCAGCGCUGAGCAACCAGGUACUUCCACCGUCCAACAGGCUCCAGUGCCAUCCGAGCCGCCGAGAACGAGCGUUGUGGUAAUCACAACGACGGAGUACACAACCAUCUACCCCACCCUCUCUCUCUCCUCCGCCGCCGUUGCUGAACCAUCACAGCAACCCGCAAGCCCUCAACCUCAGGACCCAGCACCCUCAUCUGCUGCCGCACCGGUACAAGAAGCACCCUCAUCCGCCCCAGCGCCAGUGCAAGAAGCGCCACCGACCUCCCUACAAGUCCCCCCCGUCGUCAUAAUAACACAGACUGAAUACACGACCGUGACGCCUGAGCCCUCCUCACCUGCCCCGUCAUCGAGCUCGGCGGCUGCCGUGGAACCCUCGCCCGCACCUGCGCCUCCAGUGUCGUCGUCGCCAGCCGCACCAUCAGAGCCUCAGACACAGCCAACGCCUGAGCCCACACCAGCACCACCAGCAGCAGAGCCAUCAAGUCCCGCGCCGCCGCCAGCACCUCCGGCACCGACGUCCACCAACGAACCUGCUCCUCCUGCGCCAACGACGGAGGUCCCACCGCCAACGACGACGACGACAGACGAGGGACCACUGAUCGUGACGCCGAUUCCUGUCGUCACGGUCACGGAGGUGGUGACGACGACGGAGAAGGAGACGGUUACUGCUACUGUUACUGUUGCGGGGUGAGGAACGAAGGGAAAACGUGAUAUCCAAAUACUUAUAGGUGGUUGAGACCCUGGUUUGGAUGAAGAGGAUGGGGAUGUAAUAUUUAAUUUGCCUUUUUUUGUAGAUAAGAUAACUAGUGAGAAUACUUUUCAAUUACUUGGUUUAUAAUUCAAUUUUGAUGAAGUGUGAUUUGUGGGUUGAGAAAAUGGAUGAUGAUGGUUUGUGAGAAAGAGGAGGAGCGUGGUAGAUGAAAGGGAUGCUUGUGUGUGUGGAGUUGGUGGGUGGAGUGUGUGAUAGGGAAUGGUACUGUUGUGCUUUUAGUGAUGCUGCCUCGG